UCAUGAAUAGUAGGCUUUAUAUUCAAACUUUGAGUAGAAGAAAGAACACGAGAGGGAAACCAAGGCUAGUGUUUCUUCUUUCAACCAUUUGGCUUUGAACUCCGAUUAAGCUUAGAUACAAUGCACUCAGCAAAUCAUUGGGGAGGAUCAUUAGAAAUAGCGAACAACGGCGAUUCAACGGCGGAGGAAUACGAUCGGAGUCGGAAUUUGGAUUGGGACAAAGCAUCAAUAAAUCAUCAACAACAACAACAGUAUAAUAACUACGAUCAAUAUUCUCAUCGGCAUAAUUUAGAUGAAACGCAACAGAGUUGGUUAUUAGGUCCGCCGGAGAAGAAGAAGAAGAAACACGUCGAUUUAGGAUGUAUUGUUUGCAGCAGAAAAGCAUUCAAAUAUACAAUUUAUGGAAUUAUUAUCGCUUUUCUCGUCAUCGCUCUGCCUACGAUCAUUGCCAAAACUUUGCCUAAGCAUAAAACUCGGCCUUCUCCUCCUGAUAAUUACACUAUUGCCCUUCACAAAGCUCUUCUCUUCUUCAACGCUCAAAAAUCUGGAAAAUUGCCAAAAAGCAAUGGGAUCCCAUGGAGAGGAGACUCAGGUUUAAAAGAUGGAUCAAAACUCACAGACGUUAAAGGAGGGCUGAUUGGAGGGUACUAUGAUGCUGGAGAUAACACAAAAUUUCACUUUCCAAUGUCAUUUGCAAUGACAAUGUUGAGUUGGAGUGUCAUUGAAUAUGAACACAAGUACAGAGCCAUUGGAGAGUAUGAUCAUGUCACAGAUCUCAUCAAAUGGGGCACUGAUUACUUGCUUCGUACUUUCAACUCCACUGCCACUAAAAUUGACAAAAUUUAUAGCCAGGUUGGUGGUUCUCUAAAUAAUUCAAGAACACCAGAUGAUCACUACUGCUGGCAAAGGCCAGAAGACAUGACUUACGAACGCCCUGUUCAAACAGCUAAUUCGGGGCCUGAUCUAGCCGGUGAAAUGGCAGCAGCAUUGGCUGCAGCCUCCAUAGUAUUCCGCGACAACACACAAUAUUCAAGAAAGCUCGUUAAAGGAGCAGAGACCCUGUUUGCUUUCGCCCGUGACUUUGGCAAACGGACUUCAUAUUGCCGCGGAAAUCCUUACAUUGAACCUUUCUACAACUCCACAAACUAUUUCGACGAGUUCAUGUGGGGAUCAGCUUGGCUAUAUUAUGCUACUGGCAAUAAAACUUAUAUAUCGUUGGCGACUAAUCCUGGAUUGUCCAAGAAUUCCAAGGCGUUUUUCAUGAUCCCGGAUUUAAGCGUGUUGAGCUGGGAUAACAAAUUGCCUGCAGCUAUGUUGCUGUUAACUAGGAUGAGGAUAUUCUUGAAUCCAGGUUACCCUUAUGAGGAAAUGUUGAGUAGCUAUCACAACGUCACUAGUCUUACCAUGUGUUCCUACCUACAGAGGUACCAAGUCUUCAACUUCACCAAAGGUGGACUGAUCCAGUUGAAUCAUGGCCGUGGACAAUCGUUACAGUAUGUGGCCAAUGCAGCAUUUUUGGCAUCACUCUUUGUUGAUUACAUGAAUGCCACUGGUGUUCCAGGAUGGAACUGUGGCCCUACCUAUAUCUCCUUGGAUGUUCUUCGCCGUUUUGCCACUUCCCAGAUGAAUUAUAUUUUAGGUGACAAUCCCUUGAAGAUGAGCUAUGUAGUAGGGUAUGGAAACAAAUUCCCAAGGCAUGUACAUCAUAGGGGUGCAUCAAUACCCUCUGGUAAAACAAAGUACUCAUGCACUGGAGGGUGGAAAUGGAGAGACACCAGUAAUCCCAAUCCUCAUAACAUAACAGGAGCUAUGGUAGGAGGACCUGAUAAGUUUGAUAGGUUCAAAGACGCGCGCAAAAAUUUCAGCUAUACAGAGCCAACACUAGCAGGAAAUGCAGGACUAGUUGCUGCACUGGUUUCUUUAACCAGCAGUGGUGGCUAUGGCGUUGACAAAAAUACCAUUUUCUCAGCUGUUCCACCUUUAUAUCCAAUGAGCCCACCCCCACCUCCACCAUGGAAACCAUAAAGUGCAAAUUUUGCCUUGAAAAACUGCAGCAACUUAAAAUUUUCCUAUUAUUUGGAUAUCCCCAUCACCAUGUACAAAAUUUCUGAGAUUAAAGAGUUGUUGUAACUCUAUUUAUCUUGUGACAUCAGCGGCGUAAUAAAAUUCUUGUAUUAAUUUCUUUUGUUAA
Messenger RNA from Nicotiana tabacum (common tobacco), 2191 nucleotides. Its product is annotated as endoglucanase 12-like. The record is from RefSeq and is a predicted model, not a curated record. Gene Ontology annotation, biological process: carbohydrate metabolic process. Gene Ontology annotation, molecular function: hydrolase activity, hydrolyzing O-glycosyl compounds. Lineage: Eukaryota; Viridiplantae; Streptophyta; Magnoliopsida; Solanales; Solanaceae.